Molecule: messenger RNA, 11155 nt
Organism: Porites lobata
Lineage: Eukaryota; Metazoa; Cnidaria; Anthozoa; Scleractinia; Poritidae
Source: the annotation of a GenBank genome assembly
AUGCUUCGUUCACUGAAAAGUUGGACAGCCUUUGUGCUUCUAAUUCUGUGCUUCAUACAGAUUUACCUUUUAGAAGUGUCCGUAGGAGCUAGUGAAACGAAAGGUGAGUGAUUAACGAGGCAACUUGAAACUUUGGACGGCAUAAUGCUUGCCAAUGUUGUACGUUCAUGAUCGAUUCGAUUUGGUCAAAGCUCUACAACUUUCAAUUUAAAAAAGAUCUGUAAGGUCUGUAAACGUAAUGAAACCGUUUUAAAGUCUAGCUUGACUGAAAGAAAUGGACGAAAAUAUGCCGAAUCAAAGUCGUCACGAGAUCGGCGAAUCAUGUUUUAUACGAACCUCAGACGAACCUUAAGCUUAACUUUUUCAAGUGCCAAUGGUUUCGUUUUCGUUGAUUAACAGACAGCCUGCAGACGCUUUUCACUUCCAUGCGGUGCGAGUUAGUACUUUAACCUUGGCGGUAUUAAAAUUUCACAGCGAUGUUAUUUUUUGUUGUUCUGGAUUUCGGAAAUAAUCUUACAUCAUACUUUAUAACUUGGAUAUUGAAAUAUUGUGUUUGUAUUGUACGUGUGCGUAGACAGUUUUUGUGUCACCUUAAAUGCCACUCUGUUUGGGAAGCGUAUACUAACUUCUCUUUGAACCUUUGCCCAAGUGAUAUUAAAAAUGUUUGCUACUUUUUAUUAUGACUAAGCUUAUGUGUAUUAAGAACUGGACGAGGGUAACUGUAUGUUUGAAUUACUCUACAGGGCUUUGUGGAAAACUUCAUCUAAUAUACAAGAUAUGAUAUAUUGAUUUUUAUUGAUAAACACUUUGCUAGAGUGUUCACUUUUAACGUUAUGUAAACAAUGUUAUGUUGGGAAACUUUUCUCAAGCAUUAAUUUUGAUUACAUACAGGGCAGGACUUGUCUAUAUAGUGGGCUGGUUUCACUGAUAAGUGGUGGUCGGGACAUGAAAGAAUUGGAAAGGCUAAUAUUAUAAUAUAACUUGCCUACUUACAGCAUGUAAUUCCCAUUGGAUGACCAUGGUAUAUGGGUAACUCAAAUUAAGAUGCCCAGCCAUACACGUACAUGUAUUCAAGGGUAUGGUUUUUGAUUUCUGGCCAUUGUCUUUGAUCCACGCUUUAACAGCUUUUAGAGGAAAUCACCCAACAGUGAAUCGUUGACUUCCAUUAAGUACAACAUAUCAUGUUUAUCUGUCUGAAUUUAUAAAAAGGUACACUCUGUACAGAAAUUUCAAGUGCAUUUUAACAAUUUGACCCUUGAGGUGAGUAAAAAGAAGUUGAAAGUUGCUAGUUAGGGCUUGAAAAGGACAAAUUAAUCGCUGGCUACACGCAGGAAGUCCUUGGCAAUAGCGAGAGAUUUGUAAUGAAAUGAACAACAUUUAAAAGCACAGAAAUUAUGAAAUUACAGUCUCUCAAUUAUCUAUGAGGCUCAUAGCGAGAUACCUGACUACAACAGACCUAGAAUCUACCUUUCUUGAGCCCAGAAUCGGUUGUCUAAUAAAGACAAAAUCACUUCAACUAAACACUCAUGAAACAUUUUUAUGCUUGUGCAUGAUAAUUAUUCUUAGAACAUGAGCACCACGACAUACCUGAAUUCUGUCUGUCAACAACUUCAGGAAAUCACACCAUUAACCACGUUUGCGACACUGAUAGAAAUAUCCUCAGCCAACCAGGCACAAUGUUUCCACACUUAAUAUGGACCAAAUGUCAUCAAAUUACUCUCGCUCAAUAACUCUCGCUUUCUCCACAUAAAUCAUCACAUGACACAGUGGAUUUAUUCAAGAUCCUGGAUGUAGACGAGCCGUUUUGAAAGGGACACAUAGAGGCUGGCGUUCAAAACAAUUUUUAACUAAAUCUCUGGCCUGGUCAGAAAUAUGCAUCAAUGUUGCUCUCUCCGAGUAGAUGUUAGUCCUACAAACUACUUUUUGAGGCCAGAGACUGAUCACAACCCACAUCAACGCUUGUAAUAUGAUGCCUUUCUGUCUCAAGCCCGAGAUCAGUGUUUCACCCGUUUAGCCAAAAUGAGACGAAAUAUGGUAACAUAUUGGAUGGCAGCAGGCUUUGCAAAUCAUUAGACUUGCUCCUUCAUGAGGCUCAAUAGUGCCUUCGGAAAACUUUGCUGCAGGUGGCCAAAGUGAAAUCUAGAAAAUUAACCGACCAUGGAAAACAACUUGUACUGCACAUGCUGAUUUUGAAUUUAACAGUGUUUUAUGACACAGAGUGAAAAAGACGCUACGGAGCGUACACUUCGGCGGCGUGGUUGUGGAACUGAUUAAUUGUAAAUGCGGAGGAAUAGUAAGAAAUGAAAUAUGGUAAGAGUAAGAUGUUAAUUUGUGAAAUUAUGGGAUUUGUCAGGAUAUUCUGAAAAGAGCAACAUCCAAGAGGCCUACUUGCCAAAAACUAGCACUCGGGACAAAGAAUGUCUCUGAGAGAUUAGCCCAGUUAUGCUCUGAUGACUUCAUACAAAUCCUUCGAAAUUUGAAUAACAAGUCUAACAAAACAAACAGUGACAAAAGAAUUCUCUAUUUUUCUUAGUCACAUCAGGCUUCAAAAACAGCAUAGCAGUCUCAUGUACUGAUUAAAGAUAAGUAAGGCAUGGGUUAGGAAACGUUGAUCAUGGAAUUUGCUAAAACUCAAUGUUAUGAGUUCGAAUGUUUUGAUGAUAAUUAUUCACUGACUAUCAGCACGCAGGGAUGUCAGAUUAACACAAGGAAGUUUAAUACCAAAGGAACAUAGCCUUCACAGAGCUUUAAAACACAGCAUCUGCCAACACAAACUUUACUUGAACUUGAGUAAAACUGAACAACCUCUACCAAUAAUAACAAACUCUCACUUGAAUGUCAGAUAUCUUACGGCUUCCGCCAACUUGUAAACACAGAACUUGAAAAUCAACUGUCGUCACACUUGACUAAACACAGCAGUCCAGCUCGUGGGAAGAAAACUUAGUUCAUCAAAAGAACUCGCUUGGAACUUGUAUACUGUUUGACGUAAGGUUCUAGAAAAUACUAAACAGGCGAAUAAUAAUAGCUUUUCGACAUAUUUUCUGAUUUCAGUAACUGAUGCAAAUCUGCUUGCUCAUGCUAAAACUUGUAAACAUGCCCUAAUUAAUUAUUCAUGAAUAAUCCAAAAACGUAGAGAAUGUUCGAGAAAGUCACGCAACGCAUGAAAGCAGUUUUACUACGUAGCACUCGACAAAGACAAAAUGUCUUUGUGCAGCAUUUUGUAACUUUAAAUUCAUCACAAAACAGUUCGAAAGGAGGGCUCACUCGUGACAUGUUUUUCAACACUCGAAGAGAAAUUUUGUGUCUCUGCGUGGCCACGUAAUAUCCUCUAUUUAUUCCUCAAGUAAAUUAAAGACUAAACUCGAAGUGAUCUCAACAUAUCACAAAGUAGUCCUGUUUCAUUUCGUGAAAUAGCCGAAACAAGCCGAAAAGUCACGAACUUGUGUGCCCAACCUUUACCCGAAACUAGUGCAUCAUUUCAUAACUAUUUUUCCUAUCUCGAACUACCUUGGGUCGCAGUAGUGCAAUCGGCUAAUCCCUCAACUUAGAGUCUCCUUUGAUCUGAGGGGUCACACAGGUGAGUCCGUUCAAACCCUGGGAAAGCCAAAAUAAUAAUUCUUUGUUCCUCGAAAAAGUUAAAGAAUAAAUCAAAGAAAUCGCAGUGAUAUCGAGAUAUCUCAAACUAAUUUUCUCAUUUCGUCAAGUAGCCGAAUAGAACCGAAAACCUACAGACUUUGUGUGUCCAAUCUUGUCAAAAAAGUCAACUUUGAUACAUUCCUGAGUGUCACUAGUCCUUUACUUUGUGCUCCGCUGAAGUAAUUAUGGGAAAUGAUAGGUGGAAGGGGGGGGGGAGAUGGAAACAGCAUUAUCAACACUUUAUCUUCUUGUCUACGGCAGUUUGUUAGGGGGUUUUUUUGUACUGAAAGCAUCAUAAGAAAAAAAAAUGGCCAAGUACUGAACAAGCCACAAAUGAGACUGUUGCUAAAAAAAUCCUGGAGGUAACUUUUUGCAAAUCCAGACAGAUAUCUGUUGCAGUUUAUUUUUUUUAUUUCAGUUAAUUUUUGAUUUUCAUUUGUGUUUGGGUAUGGUAGUGUAUGUUAAUAAGUUUGAAACCGGGGAAAAUAAAAAUUAACUGAAAUAAAAAGUUAACCACAACAUAUCCAAGUUGUAAUGUAUGUCACCACGUGACUAGUGCCUGGGACUGUGCAGAGCUUCAGAGAAUACUCAGUAAUUGCUUUUCGUGACUAUAUGUCAAAGUCAACAAACCGGUGUGGUUUGAAGAAAGGUAAAAACAGUGUUGUUUUUGCAAAGAAAAUAACCUGAAAAGUGCCAAGUAAGUUCUAAAAAAUCCUGUUUAUGAAGAGUAAAACAUAUUUCUAAAAAACCUAAGUGCAUCACGCAGUAUUGUGAAGAUUUUUUAGGAAUUGUAUGGGAUUGUGUGGAUUUGAUCAAAUUGUGUGUUUUCACACCCACACACCCUGUUUGAAGCCCUGUUAUAUGGUUGGUAGUUAUGACUAAAACUUAACAGAUAGAUUUAGCCAGGGCUAAAAGUGAAGCUCUCGUUACUAUACUUCUAAUUUAUUCACACAAAAAUAAAAUCAUGUGAUGCUAAACAGUGACGGCAUUGAAAACAACAACAAAAAAACAGCUUUAACAACAACAGGUCUAACUAGCAAAGAAAACAACUUUUCACACGCAGCACACUUUUUUUUUUGGAGGUUUCUUUACCUUUAUUGUUGCAUGACUAUAAUGUGAAGCUUUCUAGUUUAUACACUUUUUAUGGAGGAAAUGUUGUAUGUUCUCACAAAAAAUAAAUUGCUGCUUGUGUUCCUGUUCACUUUCUUUUGCACUGCCAUUAAUUUUCAUCUUACUGGCUGCUAACAUUCCUCAUUUUCUCACUACUGCUAUGAAAUUUUCAUGUGUUUCUAAAAAAAUUUGUCUCCUUUGUUUUUAUCUCUCGCUCUUGUUCUUUCCCUGUUAUCCAUGUCAGCCUAGACAUUAAAACUUAGUCGAAGAAGAGACGCGGCUUUGUUGUUGUUUUUCUUGUCUAAAAGUCCGGGUGUCUAAGAUGGCUGUAACAUGGACGUCUAUCACCAAGCACCACUCGAAGUAAAAAGGGUCAUUUCACAUUGGUUAUCCCAUGGUGCGGACAGAGCUAAAAUACUACUAAAAUUUCUUGGAUGCAUGGAUAACCAAAUUAUCUCACUCAUGGUGCUCCCCUGGGCACACUUUGCGCGUGUGAGAGCUCCUACCCAAGUGUCCUGUGUCCAUGAUGAUUUGUAAUAAUUACCCAUGGAUGCAGACUAAUUCAUGACAUGCAUCCGGUAGGAUGCAAAGAUUGAGACAUUGAUUUAUAUGUGUUUUCGAAGCAAUUGAUAAUUUAUUACUUUAUUGUCUUUGAUUCUAGAGGACAAAUGCAAGAAAUUUAGCAACAAGUCAUGUGAUGAAUGUGUUAAACAGGAUGGGGUAAGGUGGUUUUUAAUAAACAAAUUUAUGUAAUGAAUAACCACAGUACACAAAUUUAUUGAAUACCAAAUGAAUACAGUUUAAAUACUACUGAGUGUGCCUUCUAACCAAGGUUGGCACAGUGGUGCAUGACAGCUCUUGCCUCCCAGUAAUGUGGCCCAGGUUCAAAUCCUGGCAUUGACGUCAUUUGUGGGUUGGGUUUGUUGUUGGUUCUCUCCCUUCUUCUGAGAGGCUUUACUAUGCAUACUUUGGUUUUCCCGUCUCCUCAAGACUAAAUUCCAAUUCAAUCAGGAAUGAAUGCACAUGUUUAAACAAGUUCAACUCCUCAGUGCAGCCUUGUGGAUUUAUAAACAGAUUACAAAAAAUUUAUUUUUGGCAAUUUAUAAUGUAGAACAUUACUCUGAACGUUUCAGGAUUUGGAAAUCAAUAAAUUGUCUUCAAUCUAUGUAGUCAUAACAGGGCUGCAAAUAAUUUCCCGGCUGGCACCGGUCAAAUUGUCCGGUCAAACCUAUUUUUGCUCGGACAUAUCCCAUUUUUGGCCGGACAAACAUCGAUUACGUCUUAUCGCUAUAAAAGUACCCCCUCACCCCUUCACAUGAUGUUUAAAUAUGAAACAAGUAAAUUUUCAAAGCAUUUAUUGUACAUGAGCAUCGAUCUCAAUGCAGGAAAAGUGGAACGCAUGGUACAGCAAAAUCAGUAUCACAUUUGUGCCUACUACUAUUGCUUGAGUUCUACGUCUUAUAUACGGUUAGUUAUGAAGUUGAUGAAAUUGACUGAGGCUUGCAAUCUAGUUGAUUUUAAAUGUUGCCAGAAACAGGGAAGCUCUUUCCCUAAGAUGCGUGAUUGAACUUUUAAAAUACAAUAAUGGAAGAGUUUUUUUAGACAUCCGUAGCCUGUUCACAGACCCUCUGUUUUCUCUUAAAAGUCCGUUGAGCGCGGGUGAUAAAAUAUAAACCGCAGGGGAUUUAUUGACCGCCAGCGCAAGGGGGUGGUGGUGGGGGAAGAUAAAUAUACAUAUUCUUUAUUUUUCUUUCUCGCGCUCCGCGCUCGCUUCGCUCACCAACGUUUUUGGAAAGAAUGAAAAGAAAAAUAAAACGUCUGUUUACAGGCUAAGACAUCCGAGGACAUCAUCUUACGAAAAUGCGGUUUGGACAUAAGGGAACACCCAGAUGCACUGGAAAGGGUUUUCGAAGACGUUGACGACUAUGUUCAUUAACUGAAGUCGUUACAUACCACAUUGGCAACAUUUAUAAAGGAUUAUCGCAAAUACAAUUUCUUUCUAAUCCAUUGUGUUUCGACCUUCCUUACCAGCGUAGACGACCGGACAAAUUGUCCGGCCAUCUAAGGAUUUGACCGGACAAAACCUAUUUUUGUCCGGACAUUGUCCGUUGACCGGCCGUUAUUUGCAGCCCUGCAUAAGCCAAGCAGUGUUAAUUGUUCACUUGCUGUCAAGGGCUGUGGGAGUUGAUCUGGUCAAGCGCUCACAGUGUGAAGCCAAAGUCUAAGAGACUCACAACAACACCAACUGAAAAAACAUUUCUGCCCAGUUUAGCCAUGUCUCGUAACCAAGUUAAUAUUAGAUGAUAAUCUGUUGGUCUCUUUGUAGUCAUUUGGAUAAUUUCUAGGCCUAGUUGUUCCAAGGGUAAUAGGCCAUUUGCACUAAGAGGUCAUUUGACAUCAUUUUAUAUGAAAAUGAAAGUUAUAUGAUUUUGCCUUCAAAAAACGAUUAGUGAGUCAUAUCUUAAACAAAAUAAUAUUGAUUUGGUUUUCCAAACCCACAUCAUUUUCUUAAAAUGAGUAAGUUCACAGCAGGUCACAUGAUCAAAAUGUGAUUUUUAAAAUUGUGAAUUACCUCUUUCUGAACACAAAUUUUGCACUUAGACUUCAAAGAAAAUGUUGAAAAGAUGAUGUGGUGAUGUUUACAGCACAUCUGAGCGUAACUGUCAAACGUUUAACAAUACAGGCAAAAAGUAGUUUUGGCCGCCAUUUUGGAGGGCAUACUUUUGCCCUCCAAAAUGGCAGCCAAAUAUAAAUGAAUAUAAAGAAUCCUACCUUGUUGAAAAAGCAAAGUACCAAAAAAUAUCUCCCUUAAAGGCAUUUCCUCUCAAAUUUCGGACGUAAGAUAAUUUUAUGUGCUCUGUCAAUGUUAGCAUCAGCAAGAUUGCAACUCAUUGUUUAAAGGAAACAUUGGUUACUUGUCCUCUUACUGCAAGUGGCCUGGCCUAUUAGCGCUAACCUGCGUCGUUUGUUCCAUAGAUUUUUCAGUAAUAAUUUUCUCUAUUCCUUUUAGAGUAUCCAAUCAUCCAGUUGGAUGCAAAAAUAUUUAAACUGAAUUGGUUUGUUAUAAUUUUAUAUCUGAAUUCAAAUUCUGAACUAAUCCUGGGUUAUCUCAAUCCAUCUUUGAUCAACCCGGCUCUUUAGGUUGGGACGGUGUCCAGGAUCAGUAUGGAAUUAUUGUUUUAAUUACUUAAUCUUAUAAGCCGUCAGCUGUAGUCCGCUCUGGUAAACUUCUCAGUUCCAUAAAGUACAAUAUUUCUGUCUACUCUAAGUUAUCACAGGCCAAGGAACGCCUUUUGGCAUUUACCGGUAGUUUGAGCUCUGUCAUUUUAGUUACAUGGAGAAAAUUUAUUGUUACAUCUUCAAUCCAUAUGAAAAAAUAUGGUUCUUUUUGUCUUACUUUCCAGUGUGCAUUUUGUGAAAAGGACAAACAUUGUAUUCCAUUUGAUGUGGUGAAAGAUGUUACGCACAAGUCCUGCGAAGGUCAGGAUUGGAAAUACAAACAGUGUGUUGGUGAGCAAAUUAACAUUGCAAAGUCAUUAUUUUACUUGUAGUACAAGGUAACUUGAUAAUGGCAUAAUUGCAUCUUAAGCAAAUUUUUCAUAGUUUUAUUUUUAUGAAUUUAACUCAAUUAAGUUAACACACUUUUUAAAACCUUCUUCAUACAGCUACAUGCAUCGUUAUUAUAAUUACUGUUACUCAGUGGCUUAAGUGCCAUUUUUUUGUUUUCCUAAAAAUUCUUUUGUUCUUACCAAGUGGAAUCUCUUUGUAGGUUUUUUCAGUUUCUAUAUCCCGUAAGAAAAGAUUCCUCUGUUUUUGCCGAAUUAGGCAAACUUUUCAGUUUUAUGCAAAUGUAAAGAAGGUUCGGGUGGCUGCAGAUUCACCUUAAGGGUUCUGCAUUGAUAAUCCUUUGUAGGAGAUGUUAUUAACUGUCUGUUCUGACCGUAGCCUGAAAAAGUAUCCAAUAUCUCACGACACCACUACUUGUUUCCCCCACGAAAUGACGUCCGAGGAAGAAAUACCAUACUGAUGGUGUGUCAGAUCGUAUGUCGGUCGUUUCGCCUACACUCAGGUCGAUUCGCCUACAUAAUCUUAGACAUUUCGCCAACACAUCUAAGGUCGAUAAGUUACGUUAAAAAUUGUCAAUUAAGCAACCGACGUACACUUAUAAGAUGUAAGUUUAUCUUUACCUCGGCGAUCUUUAGCACAUCGUUCGCGUACUCAGGCAGGUCAACAAAUGAACUAUCAUCCCUGUAUUGCUGAAAUAAAAUCAGAAUAUUUAAGGGCCUUUGAUGACUGAUUUUGUUUUUUCACAAGAUAAUAUUAUAAAUUAGUUUAAACAUGUCAGAGUCAUCGGUAAGCUUUACUCUUAAUUAUAUAACUCAGUCAGUGAAGUCAAUCAAUGCAGGCGAAACAAGCAAGACUAUGUGGGCGAAUCGACCUCAGUGUAGACGAAACGACGUGUAGGCGAAACGAUCGGUUUCCGUCAGAUCUGGGUAGUGCUUCUGAUUUGGGUGUGCCGCUAUGAUAAUGCGCUUAAAUCACAAGCACUUCCCAGAUCUUGGCAGUGACACGUUGAUAGAUAAAUUUCUGCACUUGUUUCUCAGAUGUCAUUUUGCAGGGAAACUAGUGGGCUCAUUACGAAAUGUCAUCGUAUUACAUUGUAUCUCAGGCUAUUCUGACCAGCAUAUAUGCUUUGAUUUUCAGUCUCUGGUAAAAUUCUUCUCAUUGCUUUACCUGUGACUGGUUUUGUGGUGCUGCUAGCUCUGGGAUGUACCAUCUACUGCUGCUGUUGCCGAAAGAAAAAGAGAUUCAGAGGGUAUGUGAUAUCAUUCGAAGCAAACUGUUACAGUUCGUUUUACAAGUAUUCAAUUUGCUGACACAGCACACCUGACUUGAAACGUUGUUUUGUUACCCUUUAUCUCAUAGACUCGAUAAAGAAGAAGCUAAAUGGCGUCGUCAACGAGAGGAAAUAGAAAUCAAACACAAAGAAAGGUAUAAUAAUUGUUGACCAAUGCGUUUUGCGUGAAGUAUAAGCGUCACGCUAAACGUGUACCAGCUUUACUAACUAAGGAAAAGGGAUCAAUUAAGGUUUCUGGGAAACUGGAAACUGCCCACCUACCCCUCCCCUGAGUCAACAUUAACACUUACUUCUCACUUACGGCAAAAUGUUGGAUUAGGGGAGGAGCAGGUGGGCAGUUUCCCAGAAACCUUAAUUGAACCAGGAAAAGGUGCAAAAAAGUGAUUAUUAAUGUCAAACGUAACCACCUACUGAUUUACUAUUUUUUCUCUCAGGCGUGAGGAGCGACAGAAGAAACACGAUGAGAUCAGAAAGAAAUAUGGUAAAUAUUAAUAUUAUUCUUCUAUUUCAAGUUGUUAAAAUUGGCCGUAUUCACACUAGAGACGGAUUAUCCGUCUGAGAUGAGUUUUCCGUUGGAUAAUUUGCGUGAGACAGAUAAACCGUCGUACGUUGAAAAUGGAACGGUCUUAAUUUUUGAUGGACAAUCCGCCUAACUUUAUCCAUCUCUUUUUCCGUCAAUUUUGACGGAUUUUGAAGAUGGAUUAACCGUCUCAGACGGAUAAUCCGUCUCUAGUGUGAAAACGGCCAUUAUCGCGGACAUGCGAUGUGCUGUGAUGUGAUGUGAGGCACAUGUAUGGUUGGUGCGUGGAGGGGGGAGGGGCUUUUUUUUUUCAUACAGACAAGUAAAUCACCAUCCUAAUGAGGCCUCCAAAAAAAAAACUUGAAUUUCAGCUUGUCCUUUGGGCAAACAGCUCUCUCAUUUUGCUUGCCAAGGACCACUUCUUGCUCGUCUUAGUAAAUGAUGUUUUUAGAGAAUGACGUACCUGGACUCUUGUCUAUUUAAAAGUAAGCAAGUGAGCUUUUAAAGGUAUACUUGCCUUGCAACAAGAUCUUCUUGCCUCGGCCGGAGUACCAGACGGGACUUUUUUCGGGCCUUGACAAUGUGACUAAAUUGUGAUUCAUUGUUCUCACUCAAACUUCAUCUCGUCACUCAUAUUUACUCUUGCCAAACUGUAUAAUACGCUUUCGCUGGAUCCUUACCCUACAAAUACUGUUGAACGCAUUGAGCUGUAGCUAUAUACAUGUAUGUAAUUGUGGCCAGCUUGUUGUUGUUCAAAAGGUGAAUAACGCUAUCCACUGGAAAAAUCUCUAUCCAGCGGAUAACGCAAUCGGUUUCUCUGGUACUUACCCGCUGGAUGGAAAUUACCAGCGUUUGACGAUUUGGUUGAACGAUUUUCAGUCGUAUUUUAAGGGUAGAAGGUUGAACUUUGUAAGAUUUCCUUUGGACAUUUUUUAAGCUUUUAUUUCAUUGCAGGUCUCUACAAGAAUGACAACUCAGAGGAACCCGAAGACGGCCGUUAUCACCGAUUUGACAACACAGCAGUCGCUUGA